Messenger RNA from Peromyscus californicus insignis, 6722 nucleotides. RefSeq names its product zinc finger and BTB domain containing 42 (gene Zbtb42). The record is from RefSeq and is a predicted model, not a curated record. Gene Ontology annotation, molecular function: protein binding; DNA-binding transcription factor activity, RNA polymerase II-specific; RNA polymerase II cis-regulatory region sequence-specific DNA binding. Gene Ontology annotation, biological process: regulation of transcription by RNA polymerase II. Bases 3550 to 4566 code for a protein of 338 amino acids. The transcript is spliced from 2 exons. Lineage: Eukaryota; Metazoa; Chordata; Mammalia; Rodentia; Cricetidae. Gene Ontology annotation, cellular component: nucleus.
GUCUGUUCUGGGCUCUUCCUGCAACACAGCUGCCAGAGCUCCGCGCACCUCCAGGGCGCUAAGUCAGAGGCCCAGCAGGUCUGUGCUGCUCCAGCUGUAUCCCUGACCUGAGGGCUAACCCUCAGAGCCUGAGGGUCACACACAUAUCCAUCACUCGCCCAGCAAACGUUCACCCUAGGCCCCCUGGCCCUCCUCCCCUGCUUCCCCAAACCCGGUGCUCCACAGGGCUGAGCAGGGGGGAGUGGCCACUGGGAGCCAGCAGGGCGCCCUCUUGUGGAAGACAUCGCAAUUCCAGGCUGUUCUCUACGGACUGAUCUCUCCUGGGUGCUCUCUCUGGAAGCCACUGUGGCACUCCUACCUGUGGUUUCUAUGCAGUGCCAAGUCCUGCCUUUCCUUCUUUGUGUGUCUACCUUCCCCUGUGUGCAGGGUCUGCCUGUGGACAGAGUGCGCAAAGUAACUCCCUCUUCUGGGCCCGCACUUGAGCAACACCCCUCUUGGGCCUCCUAGACAGAGCCACAGGGAGAUGCACAACCCGGAGCCCUGCCUUACCGUGACUGUGUUUCCAACAAAACCUGCAGUCCCUGACCGGGCACACAGGUCUUCUUCCCUGUCACCUCCUGCAGCUUCAAGUGCCUGAGCCCUGAGUUAAGAGGUCUGGACCUUGAGGCAGCGCCCGGGUCAGAUGGCACCCGAGAGCUGGAGAGGUUCUGGACUGGUUCUGGUUCUGUCGCCUGUAUGCCACAGAUCACUGGCCUGUGGAAAAUGAUCUUGGAGUGCCAGGUAGCAGAGCUCUCAGCACAGAUGAUAGACCAGCUUGAGCAGUAUGGCGUGACCCCGCGGGUCUGCCAGAUCUGUCUUUGUACUCUAUAACUUCUCUGUCCUAAAAGCCAUGUAGGGCCAUGUAGGGCAAGCAAGGGGCCAGGCUUUGGGGCAUUGCUAGAUGCCCAACGUGGAGGAAGAGGGACAAGGGGGCCGGUUGGUGUCACCGUUCAACAUCCAGCCAUCACUUUCUCAAAAACCAUUCUGUGGCAGGCCAAGGAUGGAAUUGGUGCACACAGAAGCCAUGGCCCUGGUAAAGGGACAGGGAUGUACUUGUCUGACAACCUUUGACUCUCUACACAUGGCCAGAUAGGUGUAGAGAAUGGGUUGCAAGUCAGGAGGGACCAGGGAGGACCACUCUAGCUAAAGGGGUGACCUUCACUCAAAGACAGGAAUGAGGAGCAGCCAGCGAUGGAUGGGGACUUUGGGAAAGAACAUUCCAGAACUAAAGGUCUAUCAUCUUAUAGCAUAUAAUUCCCUAAAGUUAAUUUUCAUAGGUCCUAGAGUGUCCUCUGAUUUCCAUAUUGUUAAUGGGGAUUAUUAAGGCUACAGGGCAGUGAUUCUCAACCUGUAGGUCUCGGAGUGACUCACAGGGGUCACCUAAGACCAUCAGGAAACUCAUAUUUACAUUAUGAUUUAUAACAGUAGCAAAGUUACAGUUACGAAGUAGCAACAAAAGUAAUCUUCUGGUUGGGGUCCCCACGACAUGAGGACCUGUAUUAAAGGGUUGCAGGAUUAGGAAGGUUCAGAACCACUGCUGUUGGGGCUCAGAAUCAUACUAACCCUGGGAAGGGCUGAGGCAGAGGCAGGCUCCAGCCCAGGCAGGCUCAGAGAGGGUCAGUAGGGUCUGGGCUUACCCUGAAUCCAUGAUGUAGGCCAUUCUUGCUGAGGUAGAGUAGAGGACAGUCAGAGGAGGGAACUGCCCUCCUCAGGCAAGGCUCCUAGGCUGGGGACAGCCAAGCUCUGCUGCCCCUCAGCUGUACUGUGUCUGGAUAAAUGUAGUGUGACUCUAGAUUCCUUACUGCAGUUGCCAGAUUUAGGAAAUAACUCAUCUAUCCCGUUAAAUUUGCAUUUCAGAUACACUUUUUUUCCAGGACAGGGAGUUGAGACAGGGCCUUACCAGGUAGCUCAAGUUGGUCUAGAACUCAAAAUACCCUGCUUUGGCCUCUGUUUAGUAUAACAAUGUAGUUUUCCCUGUAGAAUCUAGGUCCUCCAGGGACCCUGGCAGCCCCUUAGUCUUCAACCCAUCAGCUUUGAAGGCUCUCCCCAAGGCCAGGAGGCCCACCUCACACCUGGGUACUCUGUUUUGCAUGUCUAAAGAGCAAGCUCCCUACACACGGAAUGCCUUUGGCUAUUCUACCCAAACACCUGAUCUCUGUCCUGUCUACUGUAACCCAGCCCACUGGGGACACCCUACCCAGUACAAGACCUCCUUCCCACUUGCCUUCUAGCAUUCUGGUGGUGCCCACCCAUCAUUCCUGGUCCCUGGGCUUCCAGCAAAUGCAAGGUGAAAAUUCAGAAUGGGCCUAGCCCUGUAAGAACCCUGUCCCUGCAAUUUAGUGCUAUGAGGACCCUCCCUCCCCCUAGAACGGUAAAUGAGAGCCUCUAAUUGACAGGCUUAUGAAGCCGACCCAAGCAAUGUCUCAGUAACUUCAAAUGCCCUCAGUCAAGGAUGCCCCUUCACAUACACCCUUGGGAGAGAAGACUUCCCAGGGAUCAGUGCAGCCUCAACCCCUCCAAACCCAGAGCUCUUUUGUUCUUGCCAUUUUCUUACCCCCAAAGAACCAGGUGUCUCCACUCAUACCUUCCUGACCCUGAUUCCCCCUGGAACAUCCAACCCAGGGUGUCACCCCUCUAACACAUCCUGUGACCUGACUGCCUAACUCUGGAGGUCUGCUGCUGCUCCUCUGUGGUUGUGUAUCGUCCACCCACCCCACCACACCUGCCCUAUCCAGUGCCCUCGGACACAGAUCUUAGUGUGCUUGGCUGCCAGCUCAGGGUCUGCAGAGAGAGGUAUUCUGUGUCAGAGACCCCAGCUCCGCAGCCUGUCCCAGCUACGUUAAGCUGAGCUCAAGAGAAUGGUUCCUAGGAAGAAAUGAAUUCUUUUUAAGAUUUGCGGUCUCCCGGUAAGCGCACUGACCCAUGUGCAUCCAAAAGGGGCCUGAGGCCAUUGUCCUGGCUACGCCAUCAGUGAUUGUGGGUGCACUGGUCUAGGGAGAAGCGGACGCCUGGGAGGUGUCCCUUUGUCCACCGGGGCAGUAGGGACCCCAUGGAGGGCACAGAGGCCCAGGAAACAAGUAUCGCGAGAGGGUCCCGCACCCCCUCCCGCCACAGAGCGCGGGCUGGCUUCUAGCGGGACCGACCGGGUGGGGCAGACAGAGAAGGGGUAGCGAGGUGACCUCAGCGGUUCCGCAGCUCCGGGAAGUCGCCUGGCCCGCCCCCUCCUGCCCCAGCCGGGAGUUUCGCUCUCCGGGGCGGGGCGAGCAGCAGGCAUUGCCCUGCCGGCCAAGUUGGUGAGCGCCCCGCCCGGCGCCGUCCGGGUCCCCGCGCCCUCCCGGCCGGGGCGCAUCACUCGCAGCUCCGUGCGUUCCGAGCCGCACGGGAAAGCUUUGCAGUACGAGCAGAUAGCAGCGCGUGCGGCGGAGGGACCAGCCCGCGAGCAGCCGCGACACGGUGCGACUCAACGGCGAUAUCGUCACGGUGCCCGCCUUCAGUCGCCUGCUGGACUUCAUGUACGAGGGCCGCCUGGACCUGCACAGCCUGCCUGUCGAGGACGUCCUGGCUGCCGCCAGCUACCUACACAUGUAUGACAUCGUCAAGGUUUGCAAGCGCAGGCUUAGGAAGAAAGACCCAGAUCUGGAGACCCGCGCUCUGGGGACAGAGCUUCCUGGUCAGCCACCAUACUCCCUGCCUUCCUGGUCCCCUGACUUCUGCCAAGCUGCACCAAAGGCCAAACCCCCAUCUCUAGGAGUCAAGGCUGCUCAUCCCCUGCCAACAUUUGGACCUCCAUCUUGGCAGGUCACAGGGGAGUCAAGUGGGGCCCUGGAUCUGUCACUGAAGCCUGGUCCAAGACCAGAGCAGGUCCACCCAUCCUGCAUCCUCCAGACACCCCUCUGCAGCUCGAUGCAGCAAGGGGCCCAGCCUCUGGUGAAGGCCGAGCAAGAUUCAUUCUCCGAACAAGAUAGCAGCAGCCCUCAGAGCACCAACAGAUCCCCACCACCAGUCUAUGCGUCUGCAGCCCAAGGCCUGGCCGUGGACCUGGAGCCGCUGAACGUCCAAGGGACAGGCAGCCAGCAGCUUGGGCUGGAUGCAGAGCCAGUGGUGGACAGUGAGGCGCUGGGUCCCAGCAGGCACCUUUGCAUUUGUCCGCUGUGCUGCAAGCUGUUCCCUAGCACCCAUGCACUGCAGCUGCAUCUCAGUGCCCACUUCCGAGAGCGGGACAGCAUCCGGGCCAGGCUCUCUCCAGAGGGGGCCGUGCCCACAUGCCCGCUCUGCAGCAAGACCUUCUCUUGCACAUACACCCUGAAGAGGCAUGAACGGACACACUCUGGGGAGAAGCCCUAUACAUGCGUCCAGUGUGGCAAGAGCUUCCAGUACUCACACAACUUAAGCCGGCAUGCUGUGGUCCACACGCGGGAGAAGCCCCAUGCCUGCCGCUGGUGUGAGCGCCGAUUCACACAGUCUGGGGACCUGUAUCGCCAUGUCCGCAAGUUCCACUAUGGUCUCGUCAAGUCCUUGCUGGUGUGAAGUGUUCUUCUGUAUCCCCAGGGUGGAGGAAGGGACAGGGCAGGGUCUCCUGAGUGGGACUCUGGGACAGAAGCAGCAGCCCAGGUGGGUGGAAGCCCUACCCCCAGGCUAGCAGGCUCCACCUGCCAACCUGAGUGGAUGCUGCUGCUUUUUGGAUGGGUUGCCUCCCCCUGCCCUUCACUCUGCACCUCAUACCUGAGCCCAGGUUGUACCCUGCCCAGUUAGGGACACUGUGUUCUUCAGUGUCCUCUCCAGCAAGGUUCUAGGGGUGCCCAUUUGCUGGGUCUGGGCUUCUCAGUGUGAGGUAACAGUCUUCCUCUGUCCCGGGGCUUCCCUGACUACCCUGCUGGGACACUUGAGAGUGUCCUUGUGCCAUGGUAGAAAGACUCCCUUGUCAAGAAAGUCGCUAAUGCAAGUCUAACAGGGGGCACUGAGUGAACAGGCCACUCCUGGUGAGUGGCAGCAGGGACUCCUGCUGAGAAGGCCUCAGGCACAACAAGUACCAGCAGGGGCCACAGAGACACAGCUGGCCCUGCAGGAGGCACAGCUCCAGCGGGGACCCGGGAGCAUCCUGAGGGUGGCUAAAGCCGGGUGUGCCUCUGUGGCCCUGCAGUGACUGGUACUGGGGUGGAACAGGUGGGAAUUUCGGGCAAAGAGGGGAAAUUUGGAAGUGGAUUCUUUUUAUAUCAAAAGAGCCUUUCAAGGCCACCAUAUGUCUGCUACUGGGUGAGGACCCUCCAAGUGUCCCCUACUGGGGACAAAGGGCUGGAAAUGGCAGAUCUUGCCAUGAGCCAUGCUUGGCAUGUUGAAGUUAAUGCUGUGUUCUAGCAGGCCUGACCCUGGGAGUCACUCUCCUGCUUUCUGCGGGUCUCCCUGGGGCUGUAGUCAUUCCUAGGCACCAGACACAAGGCCCAAGCUUGUCCAGCUUAACAGGAGCGAUGUUUGCUGUGCCACCUCCUGCUGUGGGGCACAGGUAGGAGCAGCUGUCACAGGGAGACAGGGGAGGCAGACCCCCCCUUCAUCUGCAGCCUUGGAAGGAAGGCUGGCACCCUUGGAAUGUGAAGGACUUGGUCCUCUGCCUUUGCAGUGGACAUGGGCCACCUCACUUCGACCACUUGCUGUCCCAGAACCUGAAACCUGAUGUUUUCAGGAAGGGGCUGUGGCAGGAUGGGGGCCUCAACCUUGCCUCAGCGAGUGGUAGAGCUGCCUGAAACAGUCUGCCCUCUCCCAGCAGGGCUGUCUGAUGACUGCAAGUGGCCCAGAGGACAGAGGUGGGCCAAUCUAAAUCAUCGUGUCUUCUGCUAACACUUGAUGUAUUUAUUUGUCUGCUUGCUCUGGAGUGACGUGACAGUUGGUCUCCUCAAGGUGGAGAGAACCAUUGUUCAUCUCCUAACCCUCUCUGUGCUCUCCUACUGUGUCCAUGGCUGGCCUGGGAAGUUGGUGCCUGCCCGUGAUGCUCCAAGACUGGAGGUCCGGGACAGGUUGCAGUCCUGAGGGCUGGAGAAGAGGCCAGGAGCUCCUGGCUUCUGACUCCACAUUUUAUUUAUGACCUGAGGUCUCUCUCUCUCUCUCUCUCUCUCUCUCUCUGUGUGUGUGUGUGUGUGUGUGUGUGUGUGUGUCUGUGUCUGUGUGUGUGUCUGUGUAUCUGCAGUACUACAAGUGAGCAGGCCGAGCACCGCUGUGUUGGUCUUCCCCGAGUGCCUGCUUUCCUGGGGCAGGGAAUCUGCCCUGAGUCAACACUGGACUCAUUGUCUCAGUGCAGUUACUGUGAAGCUAAGAAAGAAUAAGUGACUGGUUGUAAGUUUAUAUAUAACUGGCACCAUUCAGGUGCCUGUAUGCGUAUGUCUGACACACUGCCUGUGUGGAGCGCACAGGACAGGUGUGUGCAGAGUCCAGGUGCAUUCUGCUGCGUGGGGUUUCUAGGGCCAGCUACUGUCCCAGCCUGGGUCUCACUGCUGCUCUGCCCCUGGAGAGACCCCUGGGAAGCAACCACAGGACAACCCUUCUUCCCGCGCAGGUCUGGCUAGGGUCUGGCGAGGAGGUUUGCACAGCCCUGCUCGUGGUCAGCCUGCACCACGCCUAGAAAUGAGUGCUGUCUUCCUAUUUCACACCUUCUGGCGGUCACAUGACUGGGUAAUAAAGCCAACCACAGUGAA